Linderina pennispora is the source of this 1493-nucleotide messenger RNA. RefSeq lists its product as uncharacterized. Gene Ontology annotation, biological process: mRNA splicing, via spliceosome. The coding region runs from base 27 to 1454 and encodes 475 amino acids. The record is from RefSeq and is a predicted model, not a curated record. The transcript has a single exon. Gene Ontology annotation, cellular component: post-mRNA release spliceosomal complex. NCBI's taxonomy places the organism in Eukaryota, Fungi, Kickxellomycota, Kickxellomycetes, Kickxellales, Kickxellaceae.
AUUUUUUGCGUUACAUAUUUUCAAACAUGGGAGACGAUUCGCCAUCCCACCGAUCAUCAAAGUCUGACCGUCACAGAUACCGCGACAGGAGCAGGGACAAAUAUAAAGAUAGGAGCAGUGACCGUCACCGUCACCGAAGAAGCUCGCGGUCUCGCUCACCUUCCUCUAAGCACCACCGCUCCCACCGUGAAAGUAAACACAGAAGCAAGACUCCAAAGGCAUCCACCGAUCUGAACAAACUGCACGCCAGAAUCAUGAAAGCCAAGCUUCGUAAAUCUGCUGACCUGCCCGAACUCGAACGCCAGCUCGCCGAGGCUCUAGCAGGCGAGACAGAGUCCAGUGCCGGUUGCAGCACAGAAAAGGAUAAUGUUGUGGUGCUGCCGCGCACAGAUAGCAGCGGUCGGCUACUGAAUCUAGCUGCUGAUACGGGAUCGGAGGACUCCAUGUCGAUCAGGCAGAUGGCGCGUGCCGAACGCGAAAACGACGACGACCCUGCGGACAGGUUACUGGCGAAACAAAUCGUGGGCGACAGUGGGUUCUCAAACGACCUCGAGUAUAUGGACGAAAACAUUGAAAAAUUCACUAAGCAGGCCAAGGGAAAGUCUGCAGAGCAGAAGCGCCAAGCGGCUAUCCACGACUACAACCUCAUGGAGGCAGCGAUCAAUGCUUGCGAACUGUGCUUCAAGCAGUCGUCGCAGUCUGAUGGCUCGACACUACUGACACCGCCGCAGUUCCCAAUAAUAGCGCUGGGUACGCGCGUGUACCUGGCGCUGCCAAACCGCGAGCCGAUGAAUGAUGGGCAUUGCGUUAUUGCGCCGAUCGAGCACAGCUCUGGCAGCUCGUUAAAGUUGGACGACGAUACGUGGGACGAGAUUGGCAAUUUUAUGAAGUGCCUGAUGCGCAUGUUCAUGGAGAGGCGUAUGGGCGUGGUGUUCCUGGAAACUGUCAUGUCGACCACUAAGUCAACGCACUGCGUUAUCGAGUGCGUGCCAAUUCCGUUCAAGCACAUGGACGAUGUGCAUGUUGUAUUCCAGCAGGGCAUUCUUGGGAUCAGCGACGAGUGGAGCCAGCAUAGGAAGGUCAUCGAUACGUCGCUGAAGGCACAGGCCGUGCGACCGGAGAACGACAAUGUGACGGAUCAGGACCAGAACCACGAAGCAGCCAGGGCUGCAAUCAGGAGGGGCGGGUUCCGCAACACGAUGACAGCAAAGAUGCCGUACUUCCAUGUGUGGUUCGACCCGAAAGGUGGGCUGGGCCAUGUAAUUGAGAGCCCAGAGACAUUCCCGCCGUGGUUUGGCCGCGAGGUGGUUGCAGGGAUAUUGGACCUCCCGCCGAGCGUGUACCGCAAGCCACGUCGGCUCAGAGAAUCGCGCGACCAGCGGCUCCAGCGCGCCGACGAGUGGAAGAAGCAGUUUGGGUGGGACAAGUACGACUGGACAAAGAUGCUGGAAUAGUGUUGAACCGAGUUUAUUUAAAAUGCAAUCUAUUUGUCU